AUGGCUAAUAUGCCUAUAACCAUGACAAAUAAAUUUGAAUGUGAUUUUCCUGGAUGCCAUAAAUCUUUCUCAAGAAAGGAUCAUUUAAGGAGGCAUCAUUUGAACCAUGAUGAUAAUGCUGUUUUGCAUGGGUGUUCUUACCCUGGAUGCAAGAUGGAAUUUAAAAGGUAUGAUGUUAUGAUUGGUCAUUACGAACGACAUUUCAAGAAGAGAAAGGUGCUAAAUAAAGAUCAAGUAGCAUAUGGAUCGGAAAGUAAUUUAAGACAAAAUCAAACAUCACCAGCAAUUGAGAGACAGGAUGAUAUCUCAGAGAAGGAUAACGUCUUCAUGCAAGCAGGAUUUAUGGAUAUCCUAUUUGACUUAAAUGAAUUAGUUCCUGAGGAUAGAACUGAACAAAAUCCUUCGAAAUUGAAUAAUAUCCAUAAAAAUACAGCACAAAAUAUAAUUUAUUCUGAAUUUCCUAGCACAUUGAUGUUUAAGAAUUAUCCUGAUGCUAUUCUUUUGGAAAUUUUUAAUGGGGACUUUGAAACAUUAUCUAUUUCUCAAACUAGUUCGUCAUUAUUAACAUCUGAAAUGUUGAAAACUUUACUUCACUUAGUACCUAAUUUAGUUCAGUUUCCGGACUUUAAUAUCCCCACGUUUGAAUAUUGUUUGGAGGUAUACUGGAGCGUUUUCCAUAUCCAGUUUCCAAUUCUACAUCGGGCGUCAUUUAAUACUUCAACAGCACAUCCCUUGCUUGUGGUGGCGAUGAUUAUGAUUGGUUCCGUGCUAUCUUACUCAGCUAGAGAUAUAUUGAAAGACCCUACAGGCCUUUCACUAACAAUAGGAACAGAUCUCAGAUGGCUAAUUUUCAAGAGUAGAAAGUAUGGUCCCUCUCAACUAUGGGAAUUACAAAGUUUACUAAUUUUAGAAGUGUAUGAAAAAUAUUUUGCAAAUAGAGACCUAUUCGAACGGUCAUCUAUUCAUCAUGCAGCUAAGGUAGAGAUGAUAAAGCGAAGUACAUCUCUUAUAGGGGAACCCUAUGUCUCCGAAACUAGGUCUACUAUUAAGUCAAAGGAAAAUGACGGUGAACGGCUAUGGAAUAAAUGGAUUGCUGCUGAGUCAAUGAAAAGAUGUACGUUAAUGUCAUUUUGUUCUGAUUUGACAAGCUCUAUGAUAUCAUCACAUAAUUCAAGCUUGUUCGUAGAUAAAUUGACCUUAGCAUUACCUUGCAACGAUCUCUUAUGGGAAGCAAGUUUCGAAAACCUCAAAAGCUUCACGUUGCCGGCAAAAUCUGAUUCUAUUCGUGAUUGUUUAAAGAAAUUACUUAAAGGUGAAAACAUUAAAGCUGAUUCAUUUGGUAAGAAAAUUUUAUUUCAUACUUUAGCUUCGUUAAUAAUUCAGUUGGAAAAUAAAGAUGAGAUUGUAUCACUUAUAGGUAAUAUCGGUUAUGAUAGUCUUAAGGAUAGAUGGAGGGACAAAAUAUCUUUUGCAUUGGAUGCAUGGAAAUAUAAUGUAAACGGAGCAUGUUCUGAUGUUAAAAAUUUACUAAUAGAUUCACCGACAUUAGAAAGUAGUAUCUUAAAUCCUUUAUAUUUGCAUUUAGAUGAUACCAAAUGUAAAUGUCCCACUUACCAUAUGGCACAAAUUAGAUUGCAUGUCAUUAAUAAUGAUGUGCUUGUUUAUUCAGGGGUCCCAGUGAGUAUGAAUAGCAGAUCUCUGAAUGAGGAAUGUCAAAAUGUAUCGAUAAGAAUGAAGAGGUGGGCUGAUUCUUUAAAUGGAAGAAUAGGAGUAGUACAUGCAUAUUUAUGUUUGAUUGAGUGCUUGUUGAGUGUGGAUAAGAUUAGUUAUUUACCAAGAAUUGACCCGAUUCCUGAAAGAAGGCAUGUGAUGGUUGUGUGCUCUCUAACAAUAUGGUGCUACAACUAUAUUGUCUAUGGGCCAGAAUCAAAUCAAUAUCUUUCAGAAGACAAAUAUAGCUUUAAAGAAAGUGCAUUUCAUUAUUUGAAUAAGUUGAAAGACAAAUUCUGUUCAAUAAUUAUUCCAAGUCAAAACGCAAUAGAAUUCCAUUUGAAUGUUCGGAAAUGUGCGAUUAAUUUACCGCAAUUUGAGAAUACUCAUUAUAUUGCAGGUUUUAUGAAUGAAAUGUCGCAAUUAUUUGAUGCAUGUUCUUGGAGUUUGGGUAGGGAGUAUUCGAGACUGUUUAAAGUGUGUGAAGAAAGAUCAUUAGGAAGAGAAGAGAUUUUUUGUAAUGAUAUGUAUAAAGAUGAAUAA
This is a messenger RNA of Debaryomyces hansenii CBS767, 2253 nucleotides long. RefSeq names its product C2H2 finger domain transcription factor. Gene Ontology annotation, cellular component: chromatin. The record is from RefSeq and is a predicted model, not a curated record. The coding region runs from base 1 to 2253 and encodes 750 amino acids. Lineage: Eukaryota; Fungi; Ascomycota; Pichiomycetes; Serinales; Debaryomycetaceae. Gene Ontology annotation, molecular function: RNA polymerase II cis-regulatory region sequence-specific DNA binding; DNA-binding transcription factor activity, RNA polymerase II-specific; zinc ion binding. Gene Ontology annotation, biological process: DNA-templated transcription; regulation of transcription by RNA polymerase II. The transcript has a single exon.